GGGAUUUCGAUCCCGUCUGUCUGGAAACCGGCAUGAGGAUCCCCCAUUUUGACGAACGGCUUUUUUCCUGAAUCGGUAGAGUUGCCCGCCACACGAUCGAAAUGAUCUGUUUCGUAUUAUUCCUGAUCGUUCCGAUAGCCCUCUUAUUGUGGUAUAAACGCGCCGAUGCGGAUCUCACGCUGCUCUGGAAGCAUUUCUCUGGUCAGGACGAGCUUUCAAAAUACAAAGAUCAAGUGGUGUGGAUAACGGGCGCCUCAUCCGGUAUCGGUGAAGAAAUCGCCUAUAGUUUUGCGUCCCUGGGUGCGAGAUUAAUCCUGAGCGGAACGAGAAUUGAAGCUUUAAUGAAAGUUCAGGAGCGAUGUUUGGACAAAGGCUCCCCGAAAGCUAUCUGCGUGCCGUUUGAUGUAGCGGAGCAUUGGAGCCACGAGGAACUGCACAAUCAAAUCAUAGCUGAGUUCGGUGAAAUCAAUCUACUUGUGAACAACGCAGGCCGGUUGCAACGAUCCGAGUUCACAGCGACGAAUGUUGAUGCGGAAAAAGAGCUCUUCAAUGUCAACGUCUUUGGCAUCAUCUCACUAUGUCGCGUGACAGUCAGACACUGGCUCAGAACGGGUCAGGCUAAUGCUCAAUUAUACGUCACUUCGAGCGCUGCGGGUAAAAUGGGGUCACCGUUCAGCUCGAGUUAUGCGGGCUCUAAGCACGCUCUACAUGGGUACCUGGAAACACUUCGCGACGAGCUCAGCUGUAGCGGAUCGGAUAUUCGGAUAACAAUCGCCAAUCCGGGACCAGUCCGAUCCAACCUUCGAGCAAACGCGCUCACGGAUAAGAUCGGUAAGAAGUACAAUCGUGACGAUUCGACGAGUCAACGGAAACUGAUGGAAACCAAACGUUGCGCGGAACUCAUCGUGUCCGGGAUCGCCCAUGGUCUGGAUGAGCUUUGGAUUGCGGAUCAACCCCUAUUACUUCUUUUCUACGUCUACCAGUAUUUCCCGAGCAUUUUCCGUCGGUACCUCAUCAACUACGUUAUGACCAAGAAACAAAUCGAAAAGUUCCGGAAAGGAGAAUAGUUUUUGUUGAUUUUUUGUAUGGCUGGUUGAGAUUUGAUAUAACUUGAAUGCACUCAGAGUUUAGCGGUUUCUGAAGAUGAGCUUUUUUCUACAUUUAGAGAUCAAAAUAAAAAAACAUCGAACACUAUUUUCUGCUGAGCCCAAAGGCUCCCG
This is a messenger RNA of Galendromus occidentalis (western predatory mite), 1220 nucleotides long. RefSeq names its product dehydrogenase/reductase SDR family member 7. The transcript has 5 exons. The record is from RefSeq and is a predicted model, not a curated record. Gene Ontology annotation, molecular function: oxidoreductase activity. The coding region runs from base 102 to 1067 and encodes 321 amino acids. Lineage: Eukaryota; Metazoa; Arthropoda; Arachnida; Mesostigmata; Phytoseiidae.